Molecule: messenger RNA, 1998 nt
Organism: Effrenium voratum
Lineage: Eukaryota; Dinophyceae; Suessiales; Symbiodiniaceae
Source: the annotation of a GenBank genome assembly
AUGGUGCAACGCUGGGCUUGGAGAUUGCCAAGGCAACUGGCAUCAUUCCGGCGGAGCCUUUGCACUGAGGAGUCGCAGGAAGCUUGGCAUCACCUGCUGCCCCCUGGCGCUUCGUUCCAGAUUUUGCGGCACGAGACAGAUGGGCGAGGAGGUGGAAGCUUGCUUUUCCAGGCGGGAGAUCCCCGGCGGCCUGGUAGGCUGAUGCGGGCAGAGACGGUGAUCAUCCCGAGGCAUGUGCGCCCAUGGGAGCAGAAGUGCGUAGAUGCCGAUUUGGAGGCUAAGAGGGGAGCUGCAGUUUGCGUCUCUUCUCAAGCAGGCUGUCCUCUCGAUUGCGCAUUCUGUGAUACCGGCCGCGUCAAGCCAGCCGCCAACCUUCCUGGAUGGGCCAUUGCAGCGCAAGUGGCUGCUGCGAGGCGCUUGUACCCAGUGCAGCGCGUGGUUUUCAUGGGCAUGGGUGAGCCGCUGUUGAACUACACGGAGGUCUCACGGGCCAUCCAGGUCUUGCAGCAGGAGUCACAACUCAGCCGGCCGUGGGCUAUCACCGUCAGCACUGUGGGGGUGGCGCCAAAGAUCCGCAGUCUAGCGGUCGACCACCCAAAGGUGGCGCUGGCCGUGUCACUGCAUGCGUCCUCCCAAGAUUUGCGCCUGAAGCUGCUGCCCAGCGCCGCGAGGCGUUGGGCAUUGGACGAGGUCAUGGAGUCCGUGAGGCACCAUGAGGAGGCAGUACACCGCGUCCCAAUGUUUGCGUACACCUUGCUGCCUGGAGUCAAUGACUCAGAGGCGCAGGCCUCGGAGCUGGUGCAGCUCAUGCUGCAAGGGCGUCCGCCCGGCUCACCACGGCCCUUCGUAAAUUUGGUGCCGUACAACGCUACGAUGGCCGGUGAUUCUGCUGGUUUUGCAGUGCCCAGCAGCAAGCAAUUGAGAGACUUCCGUUCUCUGCUGCGGGCAAGAGGCCUUCGCACCACCGUGAGGUGGAGCACGACCGAGGGCCGAGUCUUGGGGGCUGCCUGCGGGCAGCUAGCGGCGCGUGAGCGCCCUUCUGCGAAGGAGGAUUCUGAAUGCCCACCUGUGCAGCCUCCCGGAGAGGCUUUGUUGACCUGGCAGAUGUACCGCGCCACAGCACCAGACUUGCUGGAUAUGCUUUGCGAGAAUGGGUCGCGGCUCAAUGCGAUUCACAUCAGCGCAGCCUUCGUUACGCUGGCCAGGUCAACCAAGCCAGCCAAAUGGCAGCAGAGCGAAGGUUUCCAGGCGUUGCUGAGGCGCACGCAGGAAGUCCCCGACUUGAGUGCGCAGUGCUGCGCAAAUGUCAUAUGGUCUUUGGCCAAGCUGGCCUACAAACCAGGCAGCACACUGCUCGUGCCGCUGUUCGCAGCUGCAGAGAGGGAGGUUGGGCAUUUCUGGCCGCGGAACCUAGCCAAUGUCUUGUGGGCAUGCGCACGGCUCCGCUGUGGCUCCGGAGGGCCCAGCAGUGGCUUCCUUCGUCCGGCAGUGCAACAGCUUGCGGCCGUAGCACCACAGCUGACGCCUGUGGAACUUGCCAACAGCCUGUGGGCAAUGGCACGCAUGCGCCUUCCUCGAAACGAGAGGGUGCUGGGCAUGCUUGCUGCUGCUGCAGAGCCACAACUGUCGCGGUGGAAGCCGCAGGACAUUGCCAACGCGCUUUGGGCAUUCGCAGAGUUUGACUACCAGCCACCUGGUGGGCUGGUGGAAGCGUUGGCCUGUGCGCCUCAGGAAAGCCUUGAGCGCUUCAAACCGGACGAACUUGCAAUGAGCCUCCGUUCCAUUGCGCGGCUAUCAGCGAGCCCCGACGCAACAUCACCCCUUUGGCGACAAGCUGCUGGACAUUUGAGCCAAAAUGCGAAGGAGCUUCGCCCUGAGCGUGUGGCGGAUGCUGUGCAAGCAUUUGCAGAGUUUCCGGUUGGCACUGAGGAAAGUGCGUGCUGCCCACCAUGCGCAGGCACGAGACAAAGGGCUGGGACCUGGCAUGGCGGAAGAUGA